Molecule: messenger RNA, 3046 nt
Organism: Myripristis murdjan (pinecone soldierfish)
Lineage: Eukaryota; Metazoa; Chordata; Actinopteri; Holocentriformes; Holocentridae
Gene: abcg2d
Product: ATP binding cassette subfamily G member 2 (JR blood group)
Exons: 16
Coding region: 421-2427 (668 amino acids)
Cellular component (GO): membrane
Molecular function (GO): ATP binding; ATP hydrolysis activity; ABC-type transporter activity
Source: RefSeq, a predicted model, not a curated record
GACUUGGAGUUACACUGAUGAUUAUGUGCUCCCUUUAUUUUUUUGAGCCGUGUAUUUGUAUAGAUAGGUAUUAGGAUUUUGCUUGGCGAUGUUUCAUGUCAGCAUGGCCUCUCCAGGCCCAUGUGCUCAUGCAACUGUUGUUUCCCCCAGUCUGACAAACAUUUGGGCCUAUCAUUUGCAUUAAUUGCUAGUUAGGACGACAGUUAAACCUCCAUGCAGUUUUCGUGUGUGAGUGUGUGGCCAGAUUGUGAGGCACCUGUCAUGCCCUGAUGUUACGCAGGCUGGGCUGCCCGGGCUUCACCCUGCGCUCUCAGCGCUGCAAGCCUAUAAAUUCACUGGCUCUCAUUAGGACUCAGCACCAGCACGCUGACUGCAGAGAUCACAGAGUUUCAAAGCAGGGGUGCUUGCUGUGUGGAUAAGAUGGAACUCGCCAAUCAUAUCAACAUCGCAAUGAUAGAAGAUGCCGGCAUCAAUGGGAUGGCCAGGUCAAAGGUAAUCACAACCUUAGACCAGGCCAAACAGCCGUGCGGGUCCACUGUGAGCUUCCAUAACAUCCAGUACAAAGUGCAGCUUAAGACUGGGCUCCUCUGCAAAAGGAAAACCACUGCCCGGGAAAUAUUGGUGGAUCUCAAUGGGAUCAUGAGACCUGGUCUGAAUGCCAUUCUUGGACCCACUGGAAGCGGAAAGUCCUCCUUCCUGGAUGUUCUAGCUGCUAGGAAGGAUCCCUCAGGUCUCUCGGGAGAAGUGCUUAUUGACGGAGCACCGCAGCCUCCAAACUUCAAAUGCCUCUCUGGCUAUGUGGUUCAGGACGAUGUGGUCAUGGGCACCCUGACAGUGAGGGAGAACCUACGUUUCUCUGCUGCGCUGCGCCUGCCCAGCUCUGUGCCUCAGAGGGAGAAGGAGGCUCGCGUCAAUCACCUCAUCAGAGAACUGGGUCUGACCAAGGUGGCCGACUCCAAGGUGGGCACUCAGAUGAUCCGGGGGAUAUCUGGAGGAGAGAGGAAGAGGACUAACAUCGGUAUGGAGCUGAUUAUUGAUCCCUCUGUUCUCUUCCUGGAUGAACCUACCACAGGACUGGAUGCCAGCACCGCUAACUCUGUAUUGCUGCUGCUGAAGAGAAUGGCCAGUCAUGGACGCACUAUAAUCAUGUCCAUCCACCAGCCACGCUACUCUAUUUACAGACUUUUCGACACUCUGACCUUGCUUGUUAGUGGCAAAAUGGUGUACCAUGGGCCAGCACCGAAUGCUCUGGAUUACUUCGCCAAUAUUGGGUAUGCCUGUGAACCCCACAAUAACCCAGCAGAUUUCUUUCUGGAUGUCAUCAAUGGAGACUCUACUGCCACCCCUAUGACCAAGAUGCACAGCUCUGAAGAACUGGACUUUGAGGAGUUCAGCAGCUCCAGGCAGAGCAUCGAAGACCGUCUGGUGGAGGAGUACAGGAACAGCAGCUACUCCAGGGACACACGGACUGAGCUGGAACGCAUCGCCCAGGGUAAGGAGUGCAUCUCCAGGCCCAAGUCUCGCACUAUUACCUACAACAGCUCUUUCUUCCACCAGCUCCGAUGGGUGCUCAAGAGAACUUUCCAGAACCUCAUGCUGAACCCACAAACGUCAGUGGCUCAGGUGGGAGUCAACAUUUUCCUCGCUCUCAUUGUGGGUGCCAUUUUCUUCGGGGUUAAAGAUGAUCAGAGCGGUAUCCAGAACAGGAUGGGCGCCCUCUUCUUCAUCACGACCAACCAGUGCUUCAGCACCGUGUCUGCUGCCGAGCUCUUCAUCACGGAGAGGAAACUGUUUGUGCACGAGUACAUCAGCGGCUAUUACAGAGUGUCAGUCUACUUCCUCUCUAAGAUCCUAUCUGACAUCAUCACCCUACGCACCAUCCCAGCCAUUAUCUUCAGCUGCAUUGUUUACUUUAUGAUCGGGCUCAAAUCCACAGUGUCUGCCUUCUUCAUCUUCACGCUGACAGUGACUCUGGUGGCCUACACAGCCACAGCCAUGACCAUGGCCAUCUCAGCUGACCAGAGUGUGGUGGCUCUAGCCAACAUUUUCAUGACCAUCACCUUUGUCUUCAUGAUGAUUUUCUCAGGUCUCCUGGUGAAUCUCCCCAGCAUCAUGGAUUGGCUGGCGUGGCUGAAGUACUUCAGUAUCCCACGCUACGGCCUAGCAGCCCUGAAGAUCAAUGAGUUUGUGGGUUUGAAGUUCUGCGAGGAAGCUGUGAUCCAAAACACCACCAUGCAUCCUAUCAUGAGCAACUGCACUGUGAACACAGCUGGCUUGGCGUGUACCGGCGAACAGUAUCUGGACUACCUGGGGAUAGAGUACACAACCUGGGGGCUGUGGGAGAAUCAUGUGGCUCUGACUGUCAUGGCAUUCAUAUUCCUCAUCAUCGCCUAUCUGAAACUCCGCUUCAUUAAGAAGUUCACAUAGAUGUGUGUGAAUCUCUGUAACAGUUUAUUUUUCUCUUCAAGGAAAAAGGCCAGUGGUUGUUUUGUUCGCCUAACAUUUUGCCAUGGAGUGUGCCUAUGGUUUGCACUUACAGUAUAUAGUCUAAUAUUCAGUAUAGGUAAAAUGUACCUGAAUGUAAAUUAGCACUGAAUGAAUAUUCAAGUUUCAAGUCUUUUUCUUAUACCGCAUUUAUUAUGGGCAUUUGUAAGUACUUCUCUUUACUGUUUUAUGUUCAAAUCAAGAAUGAGACUAUGCCUAUGAGCUCUUGACUAGCUGAAACCACUGCUGAGAAGCUAAUUUAUUUAGCUUUUGCAAAAAUUCCAAAUCACACUGAGUCAAAUCAUUCUUGAUUAUAAUUACCUCCAUUAUGUUGAUUGUUUGUAAGAGAUAAUGUACCAUUUAAUCAAGUAGACAGUAUUUGUUAACUAGAUGUUCAGGAACGUACAUAUAUAUAUGUGUAUAUAUAUAUAUAUAUAUAUAUAUAUAUAUAUAUAUAUAUAUAUAUAUAUAUAUAUAUAUAUAUAUAUAUAUAUAUAUAAAUGCUAUAUACUUAUACUACUGUUUGAGAGCAAACUUUUAUAAAAUUUUCAUGUUAUCUUGA